Mucor mucedo is the source of this 312-nucleotide messenger RNA. RefSeq lists its product as uncharacterized. Bases 1 to 312 code for a protein of 103 amino acids. The transcript is spliced from 3 exons. The record is from RefSeq and is a predicted model, not a curated record. Lineage: Eukaryota; Fungi; Mucoromycota; Mucoromycetes; Mucorales; Mucoraceae.
AUGUCAAUUGUUUGUCUGGAUAAUGCGUUAGUUGAACUUCGACAACUUGGCACUGUUGACGUCAAUCAAAAUAUGGCAAUUAUAUCACUGGUGGGUAAACAAAUGAAGAAUCUGGUGGGUGUGGCCGGCAAGAUGUUUACGAGUUUGGCAGAAGCUGGUAUUAGCAUUGAAAUUAUCUCUCAAGGUGCUUCUGAAAUCAAUAUCUCUUGUGUGGUGGAAGAGAAAUUUGCAUUGAGCGCAUUAAGAGCCAUUCAUGAACGUUUGUUGGAUUUAGAUCCCAGUGUUGAACUCUCUCAAUUAGAUAUCAAAUAA